AUGGGCCUCGCUUGGGGCCUGAGGAGCCAACCCAUCCAGUCUGAUAAUGCCGUUGACGUUCACCACUAUCAUCAACACUUGAUAGACAGAGGUCAAUCGGAGCCGGCUAAGCAGUCGCAUUUGGACAAAAUUCAUGACGGACGUCUCGGCCAUGCUGAGACCCACGAUGCAAAGGCAUAUCAUCCGGCAGGGAAGAUAAUUAAUCUGCAAAGAACAUUCACCAAUGCAGUACAUGUGUUCUCAGUUCGCGACAUUAUCUCCAGACUUCAUCCCCUGCCCCAUCAAAGCUUGUUGAACAUUGGCACUCUGCCACUACAAGCCUUGACCGACUCCCGCGCACAACAAUUGGAGGGUGGGUCAGACGGCACGUGUACCCCAAGCCUUUCCAUCAAAGGAAGGUCACUCGGCUCCUCGCCCAUCGCUUUGCCGCUAAAGGAUCAGGAUCUCAGCGAUGGCGCCAAUGGCCUUCUCGAAGCAGCAAGACUACAUCCAUGGAUGGAAUCGAACGGCAUGACGAAAGAUGCAACAUGUCGUCUGCCUACUCACGUAAUCAUGUUGUCGUCUUACAUCUUACUUGUGAGGACGUCGACAUUUCUCUUCUUCCUGCUCGCCUACUAUGCGACAGGACCCGUGUUGAUCGGGACGGUUGAUAACUCGUGA
Molecule: messenger RNA, 660 nt
Organism: Pseudovirgaria hyperparasitica
Lineage: Eukaryota; Fungi; Ascomycota; Dothideomycetes; Acrospermales; Acrospermaceae
Exons: 2
Coding region: 1-660 (219 amino acids)
Source: RefSeq, a predicted model, not a curated record